Messenger RNA from Amoebophrya sp. A120, 2546 nucleotides. The record is from the annotation of a GenBank genome assembly. Lineage: Eukaryota; Dinophyceae; Syndiniales; Amoebophryaceae.
GGCCUCGCACUGCAUCGACAGUUCAAAAUCUUAACAUCACCGACCAAGUUCACAUUCGUACGGUACAACGAACAGGUUGCCGCAGAAAAAGAUCUACUGCCUUUGACCGCUGGUUCUGAUUCUUCAUAGGAGCACUACGAUUUGGUUUUGGAUGUCAAUCGCUAGUCACACUGACCUCACUUUUUUCAGCACUAACAUUCAGUCAGUCUUAUCAGUCCCAUGAAACCGGUAGUACCAAAACCAAUCCUGUUCCUGAUAUUCUGUGUGUUGAAGUUUCCGCACUAACGACCUCCCAAGAUCCCCCCGAAAGAAAAUCCCGAAUGUCUUUGAUUGCGUAAUCGAGGACGUCGACCCUAUAUAAACCGUAGUCAAUUCUCAAUGGAAGUAUUCUUCUGUACAACCAAACAAGUAGGAGUACCAAAAUAAAUUGAAGUUCUCUGAGUCCACCAUCCCCCGAGUAACUACACAUCGCAAGUAACCAUUACCCACACUCUUUUACCAUGUCCCUCGACCAGUAUUCCCUGUACGGCCUCCUGGCCAAGUUGGAGCAGGAGGAGAAAGAUUUCGACGAGAAGGAACUCAAAACCGAACUCCAAACCCGCUUACUGACCCAAGACGACUUGGAAUUCACCGCGGUGGAGAAAAAGCUCGUCUCGCAAUACGUCCAGAAGCUUCUUGCCCAGGCAAAGGCGGAGGGGAACGGGAAGAAGGAGGAGAAGCUGCAGGAGCUGCUGGCAAAGGUCAGCAAGACCAGUACUUUGAAGGAGCCGCGGGCGAUUCGGAAGCUGAUUUUUGAAUCGAAGAAAGUCGAAACCGAGCACGAAAAAGCAGCGGAAACGCUGCAGAAGUGGCGGGACGGCAAGCACAAGUUGAAAAACGUUGCGGAGGCGGACGCGUUGCAGAGGAAGGAGCGGGAUUUGGGGAAAGAAGUGCGGCAGUUAGGGGAAAAGUUGGAGAAAUUGCGACAGGUAUUCCUAACGAUGAUUUGUUUGUUUCGGAUGCUAGAUUAGCGGUGGACCUGUCUAUCCGCGUAUGGAUAAAGCCUUUGCUUGUUCUUGUUCACCCUCACGCAUGCCCAUCUGAAACAGACCCGUCAGAACUUCGGUGCGACGGACAGCGACGACGAUUUCGACCGUGCGCGACCAACGACCUGGACCAGCGUGAAGCACGUCGUUCCCAACCCCGCAGCGAAGAAUCCAGCGACGAGUAAAAGCAAGAGUGCGUCGGCGAAUAAGGCCACUAUCGCAAAUCGUGGGGGAGGGAACCAGUGGCGGUCGAACGAGAUGACAUUAGCGCAGCAGCUGCAAAUGCGGAUGGUUGCUGAUCUGAAGGCUCAAGAACAGCCGGCGUCGAGAGCGGAGGAGGAUGGCGACACGACCGCGGGAGGAAAGACAGUUGCCACUGCUGCGCAGUCGCAAGUGUCACAACAAGCGACCACAGACAAAGAGCAGGAUUGGGACGAGGGGGAGGAGGACGACUUUUGGGAGGAAAUGCAGCGGGAAGAAGAAGUUUGGAAACAGGUCCCAAGUAAAGACCACACGUGCGGCAGGAAGGCCACAGGCGUUGGAGCGGUUUUGCAAGCGGGUAAAAAGGAUUCUCAAUCUGACGAUGACUCCGACACAGUCGACGUUCACGAUGACGCCCAACAGGCACCGGAAAGCAAGACUACAUCAACAGCGAAGAAAUCGCGAAGUAAAAAUAAGAAAGGAUCUUCGGAUCAAAGGGCAGAUGAAGCGGAACUCGCGAGACUGCUACGAGAGCAGGCCAAAGCGAAGACAAAGAGUACUGCGAAAAAGGGACCGUCAUUUUUCUACACCGCUUACCAAGCUGCGCGGAAGGAGUUUUGCGAAAAUUCGAUUCUGUAUCUUUUGCUGCAGAAUUCACCUGUGAUAGAUGCAGACGCGAUGCGGACGGCUGUCGGCGUGCGAAACCCUUUGGGUCUUGGACCGCAGAAGGCAACGACUACGGACGCGUACAUUCAGUUCUUCACGGGUUGGAAGUUCAGCUUCCCGAUCGGCUUGGCGAACGCGUCGACAAAAUCGCAAGCGAGAAAAGCCGCUGAGAAAGGUGCAAUUUUAGUCGAUCCGGAGUUCGGAUCGCGAAUGAAGGAGAAUGUUGGGAGAUGGUACCCGGUAGUGGCGAACUUGACGCUGCUGGCGACGCUUUUCUGGCAUCGGGGGACGUGGUGGGCUAUGUGUGCAUUUGCUCUGCUGGGAGCACAAACUCUGCUUCUGGAAGUCCCAGAGGCGGCGAGCGCCAUUUGCGUAGUAGAAAAAGCGGGAAAGGAGCAGAGGGAGUUGAUUCUCCUGAAAUCGUUGCACGUCGGAUUGUGGUUAGUUUUCAUGGCAGGUGCGAUUGCAGUCUUUGCGUGGUCGUUUCUGCUCUUCGUCUCUAUUGUAACUUGCGCGCUCUUUGCGUCGCUACAGUAUGCGGCAUGAGUAACUCGAGUCAGUUACUUCAGAUUCAGAGAAGAUGAAAAAACUUUUAAAUGCUCCCGAGUAAGAAAAAGAAAAAUUAGAAGCGGAGUGUUGUCCCUACUCCAGUUC